Molecule: messenger RNA, 2274 nt
Organism: Eublepharis macularius
Lineage: Eukaryota; Metazoa; Chordata; Lepidosauria; Squamata; Eublepharidae
Gene: CDC20B
Product: cell division cycle 20B
Exons: 13
Coding region: 197-1834 (545 amino acids)
Biological process (GO): anaphase-promoting complex-dependent catabolic process; positive regulation of anaphase-promoting complex-dependent catabolic process; positive regulation of ubiquitin protein ligase activity
Cellular component (GO): anaphase-promoting complex
Molecular function (GO): ubiquitin ligase activator activity; protein binding; anaphase-promoting complex binding
Source: RefSeq, a predicted model, not a curated record
CGGUGGGAUGAAAGGGAAAAGGAGCUUAAUUAGGGCACGAGGAGGAGCAGGCGGGGGGCGGGGGAGAUCGCAGGCUGCAGCUGUUAGGGUAUCUUCCUCUCUCGCGCUCUAGCGAAGGGUAGAUCAGGAAAGAGACGAGAUUGUUCAGCCCCGGCAAAGUGAGCUAAAAGAGCAAGCCACGAGCCCCUCUCCAGAGAUGGAAUGGAAGUUCGAAAGAUCUGCCUGCCGCAAGGUCAAGACGGAGGAAGAGGUCUUGUGGGGGAAAAUAAUGAAAGCUCUUGGGACAGACCUGAGGCAGAAAAGAAAACAAAGUUUACAAGUGCUGACCAAGGUCUGCCCUGACAUGAAGCUGCUUGGUAGACAAACUUCACAUGUGGAGCAUCAAGAGUUUCAGACGCCAGGAAAGACCUCAUACUCACAGUUUAAAAGUUGCAUUGCGAAGAAACUGGCAUCUCAGAUUCCUGUUGCUAGUAGCCCAAUUGCCACAAGAGGGCGGCAGGUGUGCACCAGAAAUGACGUGGAGCAAACUUUCCCAGAACACAGUCCAAGGGAAUUCUCUACUUUAGAGGACAGAUCUGAUUUUACAGAGUCAUUGGGGAAGAUUACAGCAAUUCCAGUGUCUUCUAAGAGGCUUUUUGAAGCCACUGUCAGUGAACACAUUGUUUUUACUAACACCACUCAUUUGAAUGAGGGAAGUAAAAGAAAGAAGCAGAAAUGUCUUCAUCAGAUAGAGAACAGGUAUGGCAUCUCAGAAAAAGAGGGUCUGAGGAUUUGUGAGAAACCCAACUGCCUUUGGAAAGGAUGCAAGGAUGGAACCAAGAGGGAGCAUGAUGCUUGUAGCAUUUCAACUGGCACAGAAAAAUUUCCACCCCUAGAGCCAGAAACGAAAUUUCACACCAGUGGUUUACGUAAUGACUACUAUCUAAACCUAUUGGAUUGGAGCCAGGAGAAUCUUCUCGCACUUGCACUUGGAUCUGUUGUGUACAUUUGGAGCGGAGAAACCAACCAGAAUUUCAAAAACAUAGACUUAUGUUCCAAUUCCAAUUAUAUUGCCUCCUUAGCAUGGAUGAGAGAAAAUCCUUGGCUUGCUUUUGCAACCAGUGAUGGAGAAGUGCAACUGUGGGACAUUGAAACCCAAAAGAGGCUGAGAAAUAUGUUUGGUCACUUGUCUGUAGUCGGCACCUUGAGUUGGAAUGGACAUAUACUUAGCAGUGGUUCACGGCUAGGCUAUAUUCAUCAUCAUGAUGUUCGGACAGCUCAGCAUCAUAUUGGAAUGGUUCGGCAAAGCAAGAAGAGUGUUUGUAGUUUGCAGUGGUCCCCAGACCACAAACUCCUGGCAAGUGGUUCUAGUGAUGGUCUGCUGAAUAUUUGGCCCAACGAUCCAGGUGUGACAGGACAGUAUAGGCCACUGACCUCUAUAUCUCAUUCUUCAGCUGUGAAGGCAAUGAAGUGGUGCCCAUGGCAAUCUUCUGUAAUAGCCACAGGAGGUGGAAUAAAGGACAGGAUGUUGCACGUCUGGAAUAUAAGCAACUUGAAAAGCCUUGAAACAGCAGAUACAAAAUCUCAGAUAUGUUCCCUGCUCUGGUUACCCAACACUAAAGAAUUAAUCACUGGGGAAGGCUAUCCUUGGAAUAAGAUGAAUGUCUGGAGAUAUCCCGCACUUUCAAACUCGGCAGAGCUCUGUGAUCAUAAAGGAAGAGUUUUGCAUACGGCACUGAGUCCUGAAGGAAACAGGGUCUUUUCUGCUGCCGCUGAUGAGACAGCCUAUGUCUGGAAGUACCGAAAGAUGAAAUCAAACACAAUGUGCUUUCAAGAAGAUGAUUGUUCCAAUUAAUCAGGAUAUGUUCCUCACUAUUUACUCUUAAUUCAAGUUCAGGAGCAGUCAGGUUUGAAAACCUCAAUUUUUCAAAUUUCCCCUUAGCUUUGAAGCAUUAGUUUUACUUUAUUUUGUAUUUUUGCUUGAUCUACCUCACAGAGAUGUUGUGAGACUGAUAUGCCUCUUAAGGUUCAAGUAAUAAUGACAAUUUUGUACUAACAGAAAAAUGUUUCAUGCUUGUAGGUAGCCAGGAAAGAUUUUUUAAAAAAUCAAUAAACAUUUUCUUUUUAGUUAGUGAAAUUUAGAUUUGGUCCCAAAACUUGAAUUGCUUUCAAUUUCAGUAAAAUUAGGGUUUCACUUCCAAUCCUCAAACGAUACUCUGAAUUACAUACUAGCUAGCACCAUAAAUGACAUAAGGGCUUGUGCAUGUGAAAUAAAGAUAUGAUUUUCUUUUUAGA